GCACUGAGUUAAGCAUUGAAAGUAUAGAAUAUACUACUUAUUUCUAGCGUAUAUUUACUAUUUUUAUUAUCCUCCCCAUUGCCUCUUAUACCUACCUAUAUAAAAUCACGCAAGAUAGGGAUCCAUGGCAAUGGCUGCUACUGUCGAUGCAUCAGCUUUCGAGAGAAAUAGGGGGUGGUACCAGACCGACUUGAUCGAAGUCAAUGAACCUUUUUACCAACUCCUCGAGCAGUACUCCAAGAUACCUGGUUCUGACAUUAUCGAUCACGUAAAAAAUAUACGUGAUAGAGCUUUUGAAUCCAGUCCUUAUCCAUGCAUUGGCCUCUUCCGGUUUACUAACCUCACUUUGAUCACUCACCCUCUCUAUGACAAGACCGUAAGCCUUCUCAAAUCGGAAUCGGCAGAUACCGCCUACUUGGAUAUAGGUUGCUGUUUCGGACAGGAUUUACGCCAGUUGGUUUUCGAUGGAGUUCCUUCUGAACGUCUUGUAGGCCUCGACAUCGAAAGGCCCCUACUGGAACUCGGAUAUGAUCUUUUUCUCGAUCGGGAGACACUUAAAUCACAAUUUGUGAUUGCGGAUGUCUUGGAAGCGCAAGGAAAGGCAUGGGAAAGUCUUGAGGAGCGUGGAUUUGAUGUGAUACACUGCAGCGCUGUCUUCCACCUCUUCACUCUGGACCAGCAGAUAACAGCAGCAAAGCACAUUGCAAGACUAGCCAAAAAGAGAGGAAUAAUCAUAGGCAGGCAGAUGGGAAGUGUUAAGCCUGGUGAUGUCCCUGCGCGUACAAAAGGGACCUUCUGUUAUAGGCAUGACGUAGGUACGUUUGAUGCGAUGUGGAAAAAGGUAGGAGAAGCCACGCAAACGCGAUGGAAUGUUGAGGGGAUUAUGGAUAUGGUUAACAUCAGUCCUAAUCAUUACCUCGAAGGCGAGGAUAGUCGCCGUCUACUCUUUACUGUUACUAGAAUAGAGUAAUUUUAUAGGGUGGAUCAAUAAUUCGAAGUGGGCAAAGCAUGGAGUGCUGUUCUGCAGCUGCUUAUCGACGAAACAGGUAUUGGAUAUUGAUGGGCUUGGAUAAGGCUGUUCUCAAGGUGGAAUAUGGAAUAUCUUUCGAAGACAUGCACGACUAAUGAAAUACGUAGCACUGCCGGACUUUGAGGGGGCGGAUUAAAGGGGCGGAUUGCAGUGGCUAAGGCUAGCAGCUACCUAAUGCUAUCCACUAUGUCAGGUACCUAGGUACAUAUUUCUCUGCAAGUUGUAAAAUGCCCAAG
Daldinia loculata is the source of this 1266-nucleotide messenger RNA. RefSeq lists its product as uncharacterized. The record is from RefSeq and is a predicted model, not a curated record. NCBI's taxonomy places the organism in Eukaryota, Fungi, Ascomycota, Sordariomycetes, Xylariales, Hypoxylaceae. The transcript has 2 exons. Bases 125 to 970 code for a protein of 281 amino acids.